Molecule: messenger RNA, 1417 nt
Organism: Chionomys nivalis (European snow vole)
Lineage: Eukaryota; Metazoa; Chordata; Mammalia; Rodentia; Cricetidae
Gene: Tnfaip6
Product: TNF alpha induced protein 6
Exons: 6
Coding region: 81-908 (275 amino acids)
Biological process (GO): cell adhesion; negative regulation of inflammatory response
Molecular function (GO): hyaluronic acid binding
Source: RefSeq, a predicted model, not a curated record
UUCAGCCGCAUUCCAGCCGCUACUCUGAGAAUUUCUCGUGGGCAGCCCCCGACACUGUAAACGGCUCGGCGACUGAAGACAUGGUCCUUCUCCUUUGCCUGUGCAUCUUGCUGUGGGAAGAGGUUCACGGAUGGGGCUACAGGAAUGGAAUCUUUCACAACUCCAUAUGGCUUGAACAAGCUGCGGGCGUGUACCACCGAGAAGGUCGGGCUGGCAGAUACAAGCUCACCUAUUCAGAGGCCAAGACCGUGUGUGAGUUUGAAGGCGGCCGCCUCGCCACCUACAAGCAGCUGGAAGCAGCCAGAAAAAUAGGAUUUCACGUCUGUGCUGCUGGAUGGAUGGCCAAGGGUAGAGUUGGAUACCCCAUCGUGAAGCCCGGGCCCAACUGCGGAUUUGGGAAAACUGGUAUUAUCGAUUAUGGAAUCCGGCUCAACAGAAGUGAGCGAUGGGAUGCCUAUUGCUACAACCCAAAUGCCAAGGAGUGUGGUGGCGUCUUUACAGACCCAAAGCGAAUUUUCAAAUCUCCAGGCUUCCCAAAUGAGUAUGACGACAACCAGGUCUGCUACUGGCACAUUCGACUCAAGUACGGUCAGCGCAUUCACCUGAGCUUUCUGUACUUCGACCUUGAGGAUGAUCCAGGCUGCCUGGCUGACUACGUCGAGAUAUAUGACAGCUACGAUGAUGUCCACGGCUUUGUAGGAAGAUACUGUGGUGAUGAACUUCCAGGAGACAUCAUUAGCACAGGCAACGUCAUGACCUUGAAGUUUCUGAGUGACGCCUCUGUCACAGCUGGAGGUUUCCAGAUUAAAUAUGUCACAGUGGAUCCUGCGUCCAAAUUCAGCCAAGCCAAAAACACAAGUACUCCUGGGAAUAAAAAAUUCUUAGCUGGGAGAUUUAGCCAUCUAUAAAUUUUUUUAAAAAGAUAUUCAAAACAUACAGUAUUUAUGUUUGCAGUCUUUGACUUCCUUUGUUCUCACUUUUGUAUUGUUUUUAUUAUUAACAUGUAUUUAUUACUUUUCCAAAUGUGAAAGCAAUGUGUAAUUGUGGGAAAAAUUGAAGAAAACGCAGAAAACUUCAAAUGAGUAAACAAAAAGAUCUCGUCAUUCUACUACAUAGAAAAAACUAGUGUUAAGAUUUUUUCAGUAAUUGUCAUUCAUUUGUUUUUCUACUUGUAGUAUAUGUAUAUAUGUAACUAUAUGUAUUUUUUUUAAUUUUGGCAUUCUGCAUUAUGUAUUGUUUUAAAACCAGGUAUUUUUAACGUUAACAUUUAUAGCUUGAGCAGUUCCCAAGAUCGCUGAGUUUUCUAUAAAAUGGGACUUUGAGUAGCUGUAAAUAUCCCGUGGUAUGAUUAUUUCCUGCUUUAUUUAAGUCUAUCUAUAUUUGGAUUUUAGGUUGUUUUCAUAAAUAUUGCUGUAAU